UCCCGGAGCCCGGGUGGGGAAGCCCUGCCGCCCUCCCCUCUCCGGCGCGCGAGCCUGCCUGGCCCUGCCUGCCCCCCGCCCCCCGCGCACGGGCGGGCCAUGCGGCGGUGAACCAUGUCCUCCUCCUACGCCAAGAACGGGACCGCGGAGGGGCCGCACUCUCCCACCUCGCAGGUGGCCCGAGGCACCACAACCCGGAGGAGCAGGUUGAAAAGAUCCGAUGGCAGCACCACUUCGACCAGCUUCAUCCUCAGACAGGGUUCAGCGGAUUCCUACACAAGCAGGCCGUCUGACUCUGAUGUCUCUUUGGAAGAGGAUCGGGAAGCGAUUCGGCAGGAGAGAGAGCAGCAAGCCGCUAUCCAGCUUGAGAGAGCAAAGUCCAAACCUGUAGCAUUUGCUGUGAAGACGAACGUGAGCUACUGUGGGGCCUUGGACGAGGAUGUGCCUGUUCCAAGCACGGCCAUCUCCUUUGAUGCCAAGGACUUUCUACACAUUAAAGAGAAAUAUAACAAUGACUGGUGGAUAGGAAGACUGGUGAAAGAAGGUUGUGAGAUUGGUUUCAUCCCGAGUCCGCUUAGAUUGGAGAACAUACGGAUACAGCAAGAACAAAAAAGAGGACGUUUUCACGGCGGGAAAUCCAGUGGGAAUUCUUCUUCAAGUCUUGGAGAAAUGGUAUCAGGGACAUUUCGAGCAACACCCACAUCAACAGCAAAACAGAAGCAAAAAGUGACGGAGCACAUUCCUCCUUAUGACGUUGUGCCAUCCAUGCGUCCGGUGGUGUUAGUGGGGCCGUCACUGAAGGGUUAUGAGGUAACAGACAUGAUGCAGAAAGCCCUCUUUGAUUUCCUGAAGCACAGGUUUGAUGGGAGGAUAUCAAUAACGAGAGUGACGGCUGACAUUUCUCUUGCUAAGAGGUCUGUCCUAAAUAAUCCAAGCAAGAGAGCAAUAAUUGAACGUUCGAACACUCGGUCCAGCUUAGCGGAAGUACAAAGUGAAAUUGAAAGAAUCUUUGAGUUGGCAAGAUCUUUGCAGCUGGUCGUUCUUGAUGCAGACACCAUCAAUCACCCAGCACAACUUAUAAAGACUUCCUUAGCACCAAUUAUUGUCCAUGUAAAAGUCUCAUCUCCAAAGGUUUUACAGCGGUUGAUUAAAUCUAGAGGAAAGUCCCAAAGUAAACACUUAAACGUUCAACUGGUGGCAGCUGAUAAACUUGCACAAUGCCCCCCAGAAAUGUUUGAUGUUAUAUUGGAUGAAAAUCAGCUGGAGGAUGCAUGUGAACAUCUGGGAGAGUAUCUGGAGGCAUACUGGCGUGCUACCCACACAACCAGCAGCACCCCCAUGACCCCGCUGCUGGGAAGGAAUUUGGGGUCGACAGCACUCUCACCAUACCCCACGGCAAUUUCUGGGUUACAGAGUCAACGUAUGAGGCACAGCAACCAUUCUACAGAGAACUCUCCAAUUGAAAGACGAAGUCUAAUGACCUCUGAUGAAAAUUAUCACAACGAAAGGGCUCGGAAGAGUAGGAACCGCUUGUCUUCCAGUUCCCAGCAUAGCCGAGAUCAUUACCCUCUUGUGGAAGAAGAUUACCCUGACUCAUACCAGGACACUUACAAACCCCAUAGGAACCGAGGAUCGCCUGGGGGAUACAGCCAUGACUCCCGACAUCGGCUCUGAGUCUGCAGAAACAAACGAAAAUUCAUCUGUUGACAAUUUGCCAUAGCCUUGCUAGGAUAAACCCAUCAUCUUAACUUGGCAAGUACAGCACAGUAUUUACUGUGCUGAUGGGCUGCUGUCAUUUGAUGCUAAGUAAGGGGCAAAAAAAUGUACAUUAUGCCCUUAAGUCUAGAUGGAUAUUAGAUGCCCAAUCAUAUAGAUAUUUUUAAGUGCAACAUUUACAUAACAGUACCUUUUGUUUUCUUCAUUAGAUUUAGACACAUCAAUUUGUAAUUUAGGGUACUUAUCAAGGCACAUAUAAAAUAAUUUCCCACGCUGGAAAUUCCAAAUGACCAGUUCCAGUUGGAACCAAUUUAUAAACCAAUUCCUGUUGGAAUUUGGGUGAAUCGACUGGAAAGUCUACUUGAGCAUGUUGCAAUCAAUUAAAAAAUCUGGGAAAAAAAACCCACAACGAAUUAGUAAGAAAAUCAAAAGACCAGUAGAAGUCAAAACCAGCUAUGGUAUUUAUUUGCUGGAUGCUAAAUUUACACUUAAAGUUAGAAUGUAUAAACAUUUUAAUAUAUGUUAAAUGUUGCCAGAAUGGCUUUUCAAACUUGCCAGAUGUAUUGAUAUUGCCAAAAAAAUCUCAAAUUAAUGCAGAAAUUUUACAGUCUCCUCAGAUUUUAAUAUUUUUAUUUCUUUUCUGGCACAGCUGUUGUAUUCAAAGUGUUUUUCUUUUUGUUUAGUCACUAGUGUUAGCUCGUUUGAAGUUGGCAAAAAAACUCAAAGUUUCUGUAGCAGUGAGAGCAAAUAGUAAAGAGAACUCCCAGUCAUAGCUGGUUAUGUGACAUGGAAAAUGGGGUGUUGUUUCCCCUUUAAUCAAUCUGAGCACAACUACAUAUAUCCAAGAAUCUGGAGUCAGACAGUAAGGAUGGGUAGAGAUCCUCCUGAACGUAGAGCUAAACAUCUCCCGAUGGAAAUUCAUCUAUCCCACUUACCACAAACACGGGUUCGGUAUUUCCUGCCAGUGCAGUUGAAUAUCUUUCCACUGCUUCAUUCAGUCUCUGUCUUUGAGUAUCUGAAUGUUCUAGCCCUUCACCAGAUUCUUUGUAAUCACGCCGAGGAUUUUUGUUUUAUGUGGACACAUUCAAUUUUGAUAUUGAUAGCUGUGUUUAUACCAAACAAUUAAUUGAAAAGCAUGAAAGCAAAUAAUGAAUUUAAAAACUUGCAAUAAAAAAUAAGCUCAGAUUCAGAAUAUAUUUGUUCACUAAAAUUAUAGCAUUUUUAUGGCAGAGAAUUAUAAAGAAUUUGGAGUUGAGUUGCCUUAUUUCUAAUGAACACUCCUCUUCACCUAUUACGUCUUCAGAGUUUUUCCAGUGGCUAUAAUUAUGGAAUUGGUGAUCUUAUGUCUUAUAUUAUCAAGGAAGCCUUAGAUUCACUAUGGUCCCAGAAAUUAUUGAAAUUGACCCUUUUAUACAAUACACAAAUGUCUUCAGGAAAAGACUUUUGUUUCUAAAAGUCCAUAAUGCAUGCAAUUUUCUAAAGCUCCAGUAGGACCAGGCAUAAGAAUCUUUUUCUACUGGUGCAUGUCAUGAAGCCUAUUUUUUGAAAACAAUAGUAAUUCAUUUUCUAUUAUCUUAUCCCCCGCCCUCCAAACCUUUCAAUAUUUAGGCUCUCAUAGCAUGCACCAGUUAAAUAAUUUUCCUGACCAUGAAAAUAAGUUCCAUAUUCUUGAUUAGUUACACAUAUCUUGAAUCUCAUUAUAACCUCUCACAUUGCCUCGCCCCAUUCACUGUACAUACCCCAUUAUGAAUCUGUUUAGCUGAUGAUGAGGAUGCCUAUAAUUAUGUAAGUUAUCUCAAAUAUUUGAUACAAUCAAAAAACAUGGGCUCAGUAAAUUCUAAAAGUUAACAUGUGAUACUGGUUUGUGAGGUUCUUUUAUCAUCUAGUGAAGCUUACAGAACUUUCAGUUAAGACAUUUAAAGAGCUGUAUCCAUUAAGCACUUUAAUAAACAUAUAACCUGCCAUUACGGAAUACUUUGUUCGAGCACAGAAGAGCAUUUUCCAGCAAACAAAAAUAUAUUUAUUACAUGUACAGCACAUAUUUGCAUGAGAAAGAAAACAUUAGCCAAAACAUUUUUCUAUAUGCUUUACUGGUUUCUUGUUUGUGCGCAUUAAAGUAUUUAAUUGCAAAGAGUGCACCAAGGUGUAUAAAUUUAGACUAGACAGCUGUUCAGCUUUUUCUGUAGUAGCAUUAGCAAUCUGGUCAUUUAACUACUUUAAGAUAUUUACAUUUUAUGGCAGGUAGCUGUAACAGCACUUACAUAUAUUUCCUAGUCAGCAAGACUACCAUAUUCUUUCAAGUUUUAAAAAUCGUUUGUUUUUAAAGGCUUCUCAAAGCCUUCUUUCUAAGUCUUCCAUGUCAUGCUGAUAAAGAGCAAGGUCCAUUCAAUAUCUGUGCACAGAACCAAUCUGUCAUUUACUAUCAAGUGUCCAUACCUGUUUUGCUUUACAUUCUUAUUCAACAGCUAACAAUCUUGGAAAGGGUAUAAUGUAUAUUUUCUUGAUAGAUAUAUUUAAAUUUUUACUUUAAUUUGGCAUAUUCUUUCCCCUUCCUUUUGUAAUAAGUUUAUCUUCUCCAAAUGAAUAGAGAUAUGUAUUUUCCAGUUAAGUCAGAGUUUAUCGUGUAAAUGAUACUAAAAUACAGAUAUAUACUAAAUGAAAAGUUUUAUUUUUGCCAAGCAUAUCAAGCACCUUUGGAAAAUACAUCUUCCAUAAGUACUUUGCUUUUAACUGAUUUCAUUUAAAAAUAGUGAAUGAUAAGCAGGAGAAACAAGUCUUAUAAUGUUUUGAGGCUGUUUUAACUUGUAGUAUCAUCCACAUAUUCUGUAAUUUCAGUAUAUGUAAUUUCAGAAUAUGUAAAUUACAUAUUUUAUAAUUUCAGUCAGUGAACAUGUAACAGUGUAGACUCAUGUGACAGUUUGGAAAUGUAGUCCUGGACAAAAAGGAAUGCCAAUCCUGAUGUUAAUUCUCAAGGCUGUAAUGUGACUCUAAUAUUAUAAUCAACAUGUUAUCUUGUUUACUCUAAUAUUUAAAGCAACACUUAGAAAUGUUUAUAAAUUACGGAUGAUUCUCUCUUAUCUUUAUACAGUUCUAUUGGAAAGAAAAUUGAAAAUAACAAUUUAGAUUGAUAGCCUUUCCUAUUAAGCAGUCUUAAUUAUGUGAUGAUAUGUCAUUGCACUUAGUCCUUAAUGAAAUGAAUUUUUUAAAUAUAAAACAAAUUCUGAGAAAAUUAUUUGUUCCCUUUGAAUAAUUUGUUAAUUACUUUAAUUAUUGUUGUUGUUUGCUAAAUGUAUUUUUGGAAUGUUAACCUCUUUUCAUACCUGCAUACUUGAACUUGUCUAUUGUGUGGGGGCCUUAAAAUUCAUAAUAGGAAGCUAGGGCAGUGAAAGGGAGGGAGAGAAGGAAAUCAUGCCACAAGAUGGUUUGCAAAUUUAAACUCUUUGAAUGAACAUAUCAUAAAAUAGUGUUGAGACCCAGGAUGUCAGUUAAGGAUGUUUCUAAGCAACCUUAAUUUGCAUGCUAGUGUAUUUUCACAGUUACACAGUUUUAUUUUGGUAUUUGCUAAAAAAUAAAAACAAUGUAAUGCCACUAUAGAAAUUGCCCUAUAUGUUGAUAUUUAUACUACCUCUUCUCUAGAGAAGACAAUCUGUCUUUAAAGAGAAAAACACUCUUAAUAAGUAGUGAUCCAAUUUAUUACUCUUACUGCUAACCUUGCUGCAAAGCUAAAUUGUUAAAAUAUACUUUCCCUUUAGGUUUUAAAUUGUUUACAUAAUGCUCUUGACACCCUUUGAUUCCUUCCAUGUUAGCGAAUUUUUCUUUGAAUGGGUUCACAGCUUAUUCAGGAAGCAAGGGUAAUUUAAUAAAUCAGUCAUCAUAGGGAACAAAACGAACUGCAAGGGAAUUGCCUUUGUGUGCAACUUGUUUUAAUAUCUAGCUCUAAGUCUAAAAGAGAGAGAUCCAGAGACUCAAUGUUUAAGUGCAGCUGGUUUGCAAAUUCAAAUGUUGUUGACCCUUGAUUUCUCCUAUGGACACUUAGCCAUUUACUUGGUAAGGAUAUGCAUUAUCUUGGACUCCCAUGUCAUUGGAACAAACGUCAUAUAAAUGUUUUAAAUAAAUGGGAAUGUCCCCCUUAUUUCUCUUAUAUUUCUGACUUUGUCUUUCAUGACAAUGUUGCAUGUUGUUUUCUUUUUUAAUAAUAUAAAAUUCAUCUUUGAAUGACUAUAUGAAUAAAAACAUUAUAGGAAAUUAUGUAAUAAAAUUUGUUUCUUUGGUUCCUCAUACCUUUAAAUAUUGUCAAUACUAUAACUGUUACUAAGUUAUUCACUCAAGCUGUGUCUGUAGGGCAGUUAACAGCCCUCCUCUUUUAAAUGAUAAUC
Messenger RNA from Equus quagga, 6092 nucleotides. It is a transcript of the gene CACNB4, whose product is annotated as calcium voltage-gated channel auxiliary subunit beta 4. Lineage: Eukaryota; Metazoa; Chordata; Mammalia; Perissodactyla; Equidae. Gene Ontology annotation, biological process: calcium ion transmembrane transport; regulation of voltage-gated calcium channel activity; chemical synaptic transmission. Gene Ontology annotation, cellular component: voltage-gated calcium channel complex. The record is from RefSeq and is a predicted model, not a curated record. The transcript is spliced from 14 exons. Bases 115 to 1674 code for a protein of 519 amino acids. Gene Ontology annotation, molecular function: protein binding; high voltage-gated calcium channel activity.